CAUUUUUUUUUCUAUAAAGGAAAGAGGAUUUUUGUAGUCUUAAGGUGAAAUAAAAAGCUAGUUGUUAAUGUAAAUCUUGUCUUAUAUAUUACAGCUUUCAUUCAGAGUUCCAUUACAGGAAAGGCUCUUACUGUCUUUGAUAGAUGUCAGUCAUUUCAAAAGUUUCCCCUGAGAGAGGACUAAGGAAAUACCAUUUUCUCUUAAGCUCUCUAUGCUGCAUCAUAUCUCAUUAUGCAAUUGACCUUGAGGAGAAACUUUGGAAAUACUGAGAAAAUACCAUUUCUGUCACCCACUUGUCAAGAGACUUCUGGAUCUAACUCCAUAUCCUCUUACUUCUUGUACUGAUUCAUUUAGUGUCUACCUCAUUACAAUCAAACAAACAUAACAUGCUACUGCAUGUUACCACAGAUUAAGAAGUAAUAAUGAAAAUGUUAGUGGGGAAAACAAGUUCUUAUCUUUCUUUAGUUAAACGCUAAAAAAUUAACACUGUAUUGCCCAAGCAUUAAGCAUUUGGAUCCAGUCUUAGUUUUGCCUAAUGAAGUUGCAAUUAUCAUUAGUGAUAUAAACUCUUUAAUAUUUCUACUCUUUUUUUCAAUUGAAACAAUUUUAAAAGAUGAAAUAAAAAAUAUAUUGGAUGGUUAAAUUUUGGUUAGAUAAGUAUAAAAUAGAUGCUGGAAUCUAUAAUUAUUUCAAAUUAUUUUAUAUAGAGGAUUAGCAAACAAAAACAUAUCUAAUUCAUGGUGAUCCACCAGGCAGAGUAAACUUUUGUUACAUUUUACUCAUAGCAGCAAGAUGGGCAGCAAAUUUAAUAAAUAAAAAUUUAAAAAACAACUUUUUAAUGGGAUUUUUUUUUACAUCAAGUGUAUGAAUUAUUGUAAAGAAUGUCUCACUUUUCUGCAGAAUUCACAUUGCCAGGGAUUGAAAUGCUCCCUUUGAGCAAUGUAGGAUACAUCAGGAUGUUUUUAUUAAGUAAUAUAGAGUAGAAUUAAGAGUUCUGAACCAGUGUUACCUUGUGCAAGCUUUUCUUAUUCAUUAUUGGAAAUAGAAUGUUUUUUUUUAAUUCUAUGAUGUAUUUUAUUCAAAGUAUAUACUGUAAGUGGGAUUCACCUUAAUGUAAUCAUCUAUUUGCUUGAAUUGUUUUUAUUACAUCUUGACAGAAAAAAGCGGAGUGCCCAAUCACAAAGGGCAAAAAGCAUCUAAUAUUAGUGUUUGUCCAUACUGCAAGCAACCAUAGCUGAAAAACAAUAAGUAUUAUAUAAGUAAAGUUACUUUGGAGGACUACAAUUUAGUAGAAGCCUUUGAAUCUUAUUAUUGUGACAACUGUAUGAUGAACAGUGAGAAUAUGAAAAAAAGGGGAAAUGAAGCAUUUGCUAAGGAUAAAUUUGAUAGUGCAGUCACUUUCUAUACAAAAGCUAUAGAACUAUGGCCUGAAAAUCACUUUCUUUAUGGCAAUCGAGCUCUCUGUUUUCUCCGAAUUGGACAGUAUCGAAAAGCCUUGUGUGAUGGAAAGAGAGCAAUUAUUUUGAAGCCCUCUUGGCCUAAGGGACAUUAUCGAUUUUGUGAUGCUUUAUCAUUCUUGGGUGAGCAUAGGAAGGCAUUAGAAGCCAAUGAGAGAGGUCAGGUCCUGUGCAGAGAGAAUCCUGAAGGAGUGAAGGGUCUUAUUGAGCAACAUGAGAAGCUUAAAAACCAAAUGGAAGACGCUAGAGGUAUAAAGCAAAAUAAAUACAGACUAAAGAAACAACUGUUGCAGAAAAAUUCUUCAGAGUAUGUGUCAGUUGGUAAUCAAGAAUCAAAAAAAUCUCACAACGAAAACAAAAAACUAUGUGAUUCUCAUCACCAUCCUAGCCAGCAGAAGCAAACAAAUAUGGUUGGAAGUAUAAAAACUAGAGUUGGUAGAGAAAACAUAGAUCAUUUAUCAGUUUUUCCAGCAGAAGUAAGUGAAAAUCCAAAAAAGCAAAGAAGCCAAAUGGAUGAUUCUGAAAAGCUGAAAGAACAAGUGAAUUUGAAAACUGAUUCUAAAAAAGUUGUAGAGAAACAUAACUUACAAUGUGGAAAUGUGCAACAGGGAGAGGUAAUACCUUCAUUAGAAAUGUUGAAGACAUAUAUGAAAAAUGGAUCCACAUCUUUAAUAGAUCAGUGCUUUCACAGUGCUGAACAAUCAUUUGCAUUAUCUUUAAAUAUGGUAGAUCCAUCUCAAUUACAGUGUCUGAACCUUGCUCUCGUUGAUUAUGUUGUGAUCAUGUAUGGAUAUGCCAGUGCUCUCCUAGGAAUAGGACAGCCUGAGGAACUAAGCAAAGCCAAAUAUCAUUUUGAUAAAAUAAUUGAGCAAUAUCAGAAAGUGAGAUUCAACUGCUUGGCACAUUAUGGAAUUGGAAAAGUAUAUUUGAGACAAAAUCGAUUUUCUGAAGCUCUAGACCAAUUCAUGAAGUCAAAAACUAUGGUUAAUCUUAAGAUUGUACCUGGAGUACUGACAUGGCCUACGACGUCAGUAAUAAUAAAAGAGACAAGGUCAGAAGCAUUACAAGUUAUAUUGGAAGAUUGUAUUACAGAAUGCAAGUUUUCCCCAAAACCAAAUGCAGUAUGUCGUUAUCAGCAAUGCCAAGCACAUAAAGUCAAAAUAUAUUUUAAUGACCCAGUUUUCAAGGGUUUUAUACGUAUUGCCUGCUGUAAACAGUGUAUAGUAGAAUUUCAUUUAAGCUGCUGGAAAAAAGUAAAAGCUACAAGAUAUUGUGAUAAAAAUGAUAAGGAUAUUCUUCAAGAGACGUGUUUCACUCCAGAUUGUAGUGGCCUUAUUUCUAAAAUCACUGUCUUCAGUUCUUCUGGUAUUGUCAAAUGUGAAUUUGAACAUAAAAUAAUAACCAAGAAUCCUCCAAGGCCUGUUCUAAAACAGAAAUGCUCGAGUUUUAGGAAGUUACAAGUAAAAGAGGAGAAAAAACUGAGAAGGAAAUUUAUAAAAGAAGCAGUGUCCUUCAGAAAUCUUGACGUAUUUCACAGAAGUAACAUUGUGGCAAAAGAUGAUAGCUUUAAAGAAAAUAUUCCGAAGAAUUUUUUUGUUGAGGAUACAAUCCUACAACUUAUUGGACGGUAUAAAAUGACCAUACAAGAUGGUGUACAUGAUGCCUUCAAACUUCUGGUUGAAUUGCUUUCAUGGUGGGUACUUAGUGAAGAGGAUUAUGCACUCUUUUCAACAAGUCGUCUAUCAUCGGCUGAAAUAAUGGACCAGCUCAUAAGCUUUUUAAUUGCUAAAAAUGAUAGAGUGAAGACAAGAAUUUUUGUACAUGUUGUAAGUGCAUUUGAAGAAGUGGAUCCUAAGCUACAUGACUGGAUGAAACAUCUUGAUAAUAAUGGUUUAAAAGCUACUGAAUUUUUUUUCUCAGAAUAUUUCACUUACAUUCUAUUGAUUGAUUUUAAAUCAGUAGCAGUCCUCUGGAAUGAGAAAUAUGGUAUUAAACUCAGCAGAACAUUCACUUGCUUAUCUGAAGAUGUGCAUGAAAUAAUAACAUGCUUAGAGAAGUUGUCACUUAUGGAACUUCGCUGCUUAGUAUGGUUAUUAGAAGAAAAUAGAAAGUGUUUCCCAUUUCUUCAUCAAUGUUUAGAUGACUAUUUUGAUAACCUGGAUAAUCCUUUUAUUGUGUUAAGGAAGGAAUAUACUGAAACUACUUCAAAUAAUGCUAUCAAAGUUAAAAACAAAAACCGGAAAAAAUCAAAAGAAUCCAAGGCUAUUUUAGUUGUCUCUGGUGGAGUUGGUACAGUAGCUCAAGAAGAAGACAAUAUAUUUUCUGAAGAAAAUACGUUAAGUUUUAUGAAUCCACAUGAGCCUUUUAGAAUCCCAGAUGAUCUUCAAGAACAAGUUAUGAUGUUUGAAGCAUUGUAUAAUACUGCUUCUUCUAACAACAGUUAUCAGAGAAUUUUGGACAAUUACCCAGAUCCAACUUGUGAAAGCUUAUAUGAUUAUUUUUCUCAAAUCUUGGAAGAACAUGGUCCCAUGGAAAUUGAUAAUCCACUAUUAGUUGGGGAAUAUGAAGAUUUCCCCACAGACACUCGUAAGAUAGUGGAGAAUGCCGGUGGUCUAAAAUCUUUUCUUCUGGGAUCUCUACGUUUUGUUAUGGUGGAUGAUCUUAUUGGAUUGAUGAAACAUGCAAUUAUGCUGCAGGAAAAUACAGAAGUAAUUGAAAUGGAUGAAAAUAAUUAUUCAGAGAGCCCAUACUGCCACGAAAACAAUUUCCAUAGCAUUUCCAGUUUAAAUCCAACUGCUAAGGAAUUUAAGCCUGUCUCUUUUAUUAAUAAGCCUUAUAUUUCAACAUCUACAGAUAAUUUAGAAUAUGUGACUAUUAGCCAGUCCUAUAGUCCUUUUGCUUCCUCAUAUUCCUUUUCUAGUCAAACUGACACUGCACCAGCCGUAUCUGACAAUCAUACAAUAUUUAUGAAUGAAAUUGAUUCAGAAUAUGUAAAUGAGAGACUAUCUCCAGUGCCAUUUAUGCCAGAUAUUUCUGAAGAAACCAAUUAUAUAUAUAUAGAUUGUAACACUUAUCUUGAUGCUGAUUCAGAAGCAACACAUAACAAGUGUAAUGUUGAUAACUUUACCACAGUUGAUCAAGUACAUACAUUUCAGAGCAGUCCUUGUAUAACAGUGAAAUCGGACAUUCACACUUGCACAAAAAAUCUUGACCAGACUGAGGACCAUGGUUGUAAUGAUGCUGAAUGCAGUUCUGUUACUAAAAUAAAAACAGAGAAUAAAUAUCUAGCAAGAAACAAUCCCCGUUCAAGGAUGAUUGCUAUACAGGUGGAUCAAGAACAAACAGAUGCUGGAGUUAAUACUUUACCUCUUCAUCCUUAUGAAAGCCAACAAGGAGAUAUGUUACGAAUGGAGAAAGAAUAUCAUGUACUACAAAAACAACUUAAAGAAGCAAUUGAAAAGUAUGAACAACUUAAACGUCGAAGUUCCAAAGAGACCAGUAUUUUAGAGGAAGAGUUAUCACUACUUAUUGAAGGAAACAAGCUCAGCAAGAGAGAAUUGGAUUGGUUUCAUCAAGAUGCAGAAGUGAACUUUAAAAAAUGGCAACAAGAAAAAAAAGAAAAACAAGAAGGAAUAAAAACAGGAAAACAUAAAGUCAGAAAGCUGAUAGAAACCAAUGAAACAUAUAUGAAAAUUAUUGAUGAGAAGGAUAAACAGUACAAAGCGUAUUUGGAUGAAUUUCUGGAGAUCAGCAAUAGGUUUGAAUGUGAAAAAAUCAAAAUGGAGGAAGCUAUAAAGAAGACCCAGGAUUAUCAGCAAGAAUGUGUUAAAAGAGCAAUAGCAGCUGAGGUGUCAGUACUUGAAAACUGGAAAGAGAAAGAAUUCUAUAAACUAAGCAGAAAAUCAACAAAUGCCAAAGCCAAUCUUAAAUAUCUAAAAUUCAUGACCAGUCAUUCUGCAACACCUCAGUCAAAAUUACAGAUUGAUUCUUGGGAGUCAUUUAUUUCCAAUAUUGGAGAAGAAAAGAAAAAAAUAGAGAGUCAGUUUGAAGAGAGGAUUUAUGUAGUAAAAAACGGUGAUCUCCUAAAUCGUAUCACCCCAGUAGAAACUGGAGAUCUUCAGCCACCUACUGGUUUGUCACUAGCAACUCUUGAGAAGUCUCCUAUUAAUGAUCCAGCCAUCAUAAUGUGUUCAGCUGCCGCUCCGCAGUCUGCUCCAUUUUCACAUGUUAAUGACAAUUACUCCUUAUCUUCCAAAGCUAAAACUCACACUGGCAAUAAAAAUCAAGAGGCUCCUUCAGAUAAAGACAUUGGAGAACUGCCUGCUGAAUGCAGACAAAGCUCACUUUCUGAUAAAGUAUGCUUGCCUCAAUCACUAGGAAAUUCAGGAAGACGUCUUCAGAAUAUCCAGCCACUGCAUAGCAUUUUAGAGGAACGAGCAAGAGCUGCAGAAUUGGACUCUGCUACAAUUCUAAACAAGCCAAUCCUCAGAAAGCUAUCUGAAAAUAUCAUUGACCAACUUAGAAUUAUAUUUCCAUACCACACAAGUUCAGAUUUAGAAAAUUUUAUAAAAGAAGUCAAUGUCAAAAACCGAAACAAGUUGAGCACAGAUGAGUACCUAAACAGGGUAACUGAAUUUAUCUUGGAUCAUCCAAACACAAAAAAGGUUCUUUCCUCUUCUGGAAAAAAUGAAAAGUUAUCCUCUUGUACUUCAGGAGAAAAUGGAAGUCAUACUCAAAAAGUAUUAAACACAUUGAUACAAAAUAAACCAAAAUCUAAAGCUGCUAAUGAAAAGAAAAAUAAAACUAGACUUCCACCUCAAUCAAAUCAGAUGCCAUGGAAAAAUAUUGGUGAAACUUCAAAAUCAAAGUGGAAAAAAUCAAAUGAUGCCAUUGAUAAUGAUCCAUGUGUAAUAUGUCAUGAAGAGCUAAAUUCAAAUCUGUUGCAUGUUCUGGAUUGUGGACAUAGAUUUCACAAACUGACAGGAGGAAUAGCAGUCUGUUUGGAAGUGGCAGAAAAAGCAGCCCACAGGGUGAGAAUUCAGAGGUUUAAACCAAGAAAUUGCAACUGUGAAACACGUACUUGGUGCCGGAAACUUUUUGAACAUAAUCUCAAAAAAGAAUCACUAAAAAGAAUCACUAAAAUGAUGUAUAUGAUUUGGAGAAUGGUGGUGCAGCCUUCUUGCAAGAUUUCAGGCCUCAGAAACCUUCUGAAGCAUUGUGAGAACAGUGUGCAUUAUUUGGAGGGUGACGCAAAUUACCUCAGGAAGAAAUCCUGGCAUGGUUAGUAGCUUCCUUGCACAGGCUCAGGCCAGGCCCAUUUCAUCAGCAGUGAGAGGAAGGCAGCAAAGCAGCAUGCAGAACACAGUAGAGCCUGGAGGGAGUAGGAACAGCUGAGGCAUGGCAUUGUGUUGCUGGUAUGGCUGGCCAAGUCACGGGGCAUGAGGUGGCAGUGGUGCUGGGCCUAAGGUAAAGACUGGGUGGUUGGCAACUAGCUGAGACUACUGAAGGCCCUGGGGAUCUAUUUCAGUUCCAACACUGGCCAUG
Molecule: messenger RNA, 7001 nt
Organism: Thamnophis sirtalis
Lineage: Eukaryota; Metazoa; Chordata; Lepidosauria; Squamata; Natricidae
Source: RefSeq, a predicted model, not a curated record